AACUUGGAAGUCACCUUCUCUUGUCUAUUUCUCUGGUUUUCAGAGUUAUUGCCUUAUCAAUUCAAAUCUUUUGCUUUUGAAGUGUUUGGUUCCUAAAAAAGCCAAUAUGGGUUUGGAACUAUCUCCGACGAGUCCAGCCGGAAAAUGGCUGGGAUUCGUGACCGCCGUCUGGGUCCAAGCCAUCUCCGGCAACAACUACACCUUCUCAAACUACUCCGACGCACUCAAGUCCCUCAUGGCUCUGACCCAACUCCAACUCAACAACCUCUCCGUCGCCAAAGACGUCGGCAAAGCAUUCGGCCUCCUCGCCGGCCUCGCCUCCGACCGCCUCCCCACCCCUCUCCUCCUCCUCAUCGGUUCCCUAGAAGGCUUCGUCGGUUAUGGCGUCCAAUGGCUUGUCGUCAGCCAAAAAAUCAAGCCUCUUCCUUACUGGCAGAUGUGUAUCUUUCUGUGCAUGGGAGGGAACAGUACAACAUGGAUGAACACUGCAGUGCUGGUGACCUGCAUUCGAAACUUCCGCAAAAACAGAGGACCCGUUUCGGGGAUUCUAAAAGGGUAUGUGGGUUUAAGCACCGCCAUAUUCACCGAUCUCUGCACAGCUCUGUCCUCCUCCGACCCUUCAACUUUCCUUCUCAUGCUCACAAUCGUCCCCUUCCUCGUCUGCCUCACCGCCAUUCUCUUCCUCCGCGAAAUCCCACCUUCCUCCACCGCCGGCGAAGACAAAGAAGAAGCUCGGUACUUCGGAAUCAUCAACGCCGUCGCCGUCGUCGUCGCCGUCUAUCUCUUGCUAUUCGAUGUCACCGGAGCUCACAAUCGUUUAAUUUCUCAGUCAUUCGCAAUCAUCCUUCUAAUCCUCUUAGCUUCUCCAAUUUCAAUCCCGCUCUACAUCGCAACCCAGAAUUGGAUUCGAUCUAAUUCCGAAUCAAAUUCGGACCUCGAGGGGGUUGUGACUGAACCGUUGCUGGGUAUGCCGGAGAAAGAGAAGACGGCGACGGAGGCUGCGGUGGCGGUGGAGAGGAGAGCGCCGGUUAUCGGAGAGGAUCACACGAUAAUUGAGGCGUUGAGGACGGUUGACUUCUGGGUAUUGUUUGUGUCGUUUCUGUGCGGAGUUGGGACUGGUUUGGCGGUGAUGAAUAAUAUGGGGCAGAUGGGUCUGGCUCUCGGGUACGUGGAUGUAUCCAUAUUUGUAUCGCUCACCAGCAUUUUUGGGUUCUUCGGGCGGAUCAUUUCGGGUUCGGUUUCGGAGUAUUUUAUCAAGAAAGCUGGAACACCAAGGCCUCUUUGGAAUGCUGCUUCACAAAUUCUAAUGGCUGUUGGUUACAUUCUGAUGGCCAUGGCCUUGCCUGGUUCACUAUACAUUGGCUCAAUAAUUGUUGGGAUAUGCUACGGUGUCCGUCUUGCUGUCUCUGUUCCGACUGCCUCUGAAUUAUUCGGCCUCAAAUAUUAUGGUCUCAUCUACAACAUUCUGAUCCUCAACCUCCCCCUCGGCUCCUUCCUCUUUUCAGGCCUGCUUGCCGGUUUUUUAUACGAUGCAGAGGCGACAACUACCGCUGGAGGGGGAAACACAUGUAUCGGUGCCCACUGUUACAGGCUUGUGUUUAUUGUCAUGGCUAUUGCUUGCGUUGUAGGGUUUGGUUUAGAUGUUUUGUUGGCAUUUCGGACAAAGAGCAUCUAUGCCAAGAUUUAUGCAAGCAAGAAGUCGAAGAAAUCAAUAGCUGUGUCUAGUGUCCACUAAACACUAAUGAUAGGGAUACAGAAACCAUUUGCAGAACCGUUCAGUAUUCUUUGGAGACGGGUGUGGCCGGUUCUCAUGGUUCUGUGUAUGCAGUAUUACUGACUGGUAAAUGCUUAGAACGACAAGCGAAAAUGAAGAAAAUAGGUAUAUAGGAUUGAUGGGUACUUUUAUACCCAGUGAUAUCCUAGCUGAGUAUUUGGUAUUAAGUCAUCUCUAAGAAGUAUUGUUGUAUUGCUUUGUGUAUGAAUUGAAUUUUAAAAUAAUUCUCAAGCUCCAAAUUGUAAUUGGUUUGUUUGUUUUGUUUAGAUAAGUUCAAUGCAUUCUUCUAAUACAGAUUUCAGUCAACA
Molecule: messenger RNA, 2082 nt
Organism: Camellia sinensis
Lineage: Eukaryota; Viridiplantae; Streptophyta; Magnoliopsida; Ericales; Theaceae
Product: protein NUCLEAR FUSION DEFECTIVE 4
Cellular component (GO): membrane
Source: RefSeq, a predicted model, not a curated record